AUAAUCUUAGCCGAAGCUUCGCCGACGGUCGACACAAAGAUGGCGGAAUACACGCGAAACAGUGUUUGUAAAGACGACGCCAUUGAAAAAACCAUAGUUCACGAGAAAAUCAGUGAAGCCAGCCUUCGUGCCGAAAUAAUAGCCCUACAGGAAAAAAUUAAGGCAAUGGAGCUACGACAUCCCAAUACGGACGGAAAAUUGGCGCAUCCCGAAGAAGUAAAAUACCUAAUACCGGAAUUUUCCGACGGCCUUGGUAUCAACCAGUGGUUGAAAACUAUUCGGCAUAAUAGUGAAAUUUACAGCUGGCAAGACAGAACGAAAUUGCUGUACGCAAGCGGUCGACUAACCGGAGCGGCUCGGGAAUGGUUUGAUGGUUUCCGCAACACAAUAAAAACGUUCGAUGAGUUCGCCGAAGAAAUAAAAAAGGCAUUUCCUGACCAAGCUAAUGAAGCUCUGAUACAUAGUCAGCUAGCGUCGGUGUCUAGGAAGCCAAGUGAAUCGUACAAUAGCUAUGUGUAUCGUGUGAAUGCACUUGGGAAAAAAGGCAGAGUGAGCGAGGAGGCCAUAAUCACAUACGCCAUCAAAGGGCUGUCUCGUGACCCAAUCUACAACUGCUUAAUCACAAGAGAUUACAGUGAUAUCUAUGAGCUAAUAGAUUUCAUCAAACGUCGCGAAACGCAUUUUCUGAUACGCAAAACCCAAGAUACUCGAAACCCAUCCUCCUACAGUGCGAAUGCUUCGAAGACGAACACAGGCAAAGAGAUGGCGACAGAGCGAAACGGACAGAGAUGUUACAACUGUUCGGAUUUUGGGCAUCAUGCAUCGCAAUGUACAAAACCACGUCGUACUCCAGGUUCCUGUUUUAAAUGCGGAAGCACAACUCAUAUCAUCCGCAAUUGUCCCGAGAUCACCAAACAUUCACCAACAGUAGCUGCAGUUCAGGAUAAUGAGGAAGUUGGAGAUUUUGAAAAGGAUGGAAAUAUUGUUAAGCUAGAUCCCUUCCAAGAGUUCUAGGAGUUUUAUCAAUGAGAGCAUCAUUCCGGGACAACAAUUUGGUAUUCCUCAACCGAGUAGAUUCCGUGGAAUAGGAAACAUACAACUAGAAAUUCUUGGAAAAAUUGAACUACGUAUACGCUUUCGAAACGAAAUCUUCAAUCAUAUUUUUAUUAUCUUACCUAAAAAUUCCAUGUCAUUACCCUUGCUAAUAGGGAGAGAUUUAUUAUCUGAACUUUUCAUUUUUCUUGCUCAAUUUCGUAAAACUUAUACCAUUCCUGAACUGAUGAAAUUAAAUGUGAAUAAAACUUUGAAUACAAUAAAGCCGGUUGUUUUCCAAAAGCUUCAAACUUUGGGUCUAUUGCAUGAUUCGAUCAAGAAACCAGUUGGGGUACAUAAGGGAUUUGUUAUGUCUGAUUCUAAGAAUGCUACAAACUCCGAUCUAAUUCCAAAACAAUGCGAACACGGAAAACAAUUUAUUGAAACUUUCACUGAAAUGUGCGCUAUAGACGUUGUAAAUGAAACAAGCGUUAUAAAUAUAGGAGAACAUUUAUCUAAAGGACAACAAAGCGAUAUGAAGUCAAUAAUAUUUAAUAAUUACGAAAAUUACCCAGAAAAACAAGUUGUGCCAACAACUCACAAAAUGCGAAUAAGCCUUACUCAUAAUACCCCUAUAUUCACAAAACCUAGACGUCUUUCAUUUGGCGAAAGGAACAAAGUUAAAGAAAUUGUGAAGAAGUU
This is a messenger RNA of Anopheles funestus (African malaria mosquito), 1734 nucleotides long. RefSeq lists its product as uncharacterized. The coding region runs from base 40 to 1014 and encodes 324 amino acids. NCBI's taxonomy places the organism in Eukaryota, Metazoa, Arthropoda, Insecta, Diptera, Culicidae. The record is from RefSeq and is a predicted model, not a curated record. The transcript is spliced from 2 exons. Gene Ontology annotation, molecular function: zinc ion binding; nucleic acid binding.